This is a messenger RNA of Danaus chrysippus (African queen), 402 nucleotides long. NCBI's taxonomy places the organism in Eukaryota, Metazoa, Arthropoda, Insecta, Lepidoptera, Nymphalidae. The record is from the annotation of a GenBank genome assembly.
UUGAAAUCAACUGAACAAGGUCUCAGGCUGAUAUCAAAAUUGGAUGGCCGGACCAACAACGUUGGCUUCUUGACACAUGACAAUGAAAUACAUGUGUAUGAUGAGAACGGUCAAACAGUGUUACAUUUGCCACAACCAAAGUAUCAAGGAGCAUCCGGCCCAGACUCAACUGCGUCAGCUAACAGUGCUUUCUCACCAACGGCUGGGGUUAUGGAAAAAAUACUUGUUAGCAAAGGAGACAAGGUUGUUAAAGGCCAACCAGUGUUUGUGGUUAUAGCUAUGAAAAUGGAGUACGUUGUCCGCUCGCCGCGAGAUGGCGUUGUAUCGGAAGUGGCAAAAUUCGUUCAGGGAGACGCUAUUGGAAAAGGCGUCCAAGUCGUUACUCUUGAAGCAGAAAGUUAA